Messenger RNA from Periconia digitata, 1261 nucleotides. NCBI's taxonomy places the organism in Eukaryota, Fungi, Ascomycota, Dothideomycetes, Pleosporales, Periconiaceae. The record is from the annotation of a GenBank genome assembly.
UCGUUGCAACCUCGACUGCUUUGCUAUCAAUUCCAUCACUCGGGUCCCUUCGUAUAGUUCGGCACGAUUGGCAGUCAUCGGUCCAUAUCUCCCGAUCGCCGAACUUGCAUCAACCCAGCCUACCGUACUGAACGGACCGAAAUGGAUCGGUCAAGUCGUGAUUCGUGACAGUGUUUCGAGAUCCUGGCAAGAGGUAACCACAUCGGUAACGACGAAAGAGUGGUGUAGACUUGCAGAGUGUGUACUGGUCCAGGAUCGCCAAACCCCUCUCAGCCCCCUGGCAAGAUGCUUCCAGCCGGUGCUGACGGCAUAUAUGUACACCACUGUGAAAUAGCUAACAGUAUGUGGCCAACCGAGAGACAUUGCCACACCGCUAUCAGCUGGAGGCACGGUCGAAAACAAGCCGUUCAACUUGACCACCUCGCAGAACGAACAUUGGGUAGCCACCUCUCAGACGCCAAAUUAUACGUACGAGACCUCUAAGUGAUAACUCUUCGAUGAUGUGCCCUAACAGCAAUGGCAGCUCCAGUUCAUUUUGAUAUAAUGAACAAUAGAACAUGGUGAAACACAUGUUGACUUCUCCAUAUCCUCUCAGCUACGCUUCUCGGUUACGUGCGGUCACCAAUGAUGAUGAGAGUUUAUCAGAUUUACGGAGUGGGCAAAUCAGACUUGCUCAGCAGAUCUUUCGGCCUACCUUCGUAGGUGCCCAUCGAAAGAGCCAUUCAAAGGGACCGGAAGAUGAUCCACUGAGUUCGAUGUGUCUGAUAGGCCGGCAAUGUUCGAUCGGUACGGUUUUCUGCAUCCUUCAUCCAAACGAUGGCUGGAGCAAUGCAGGCAUGUAUUCAGUCUCAGCGGUUACCGAUCGUCUCCGUUUCAAGGGAAUGCUCUCCAUGCUCAUCCGAAUCAAAAGUUGAUUGCGGCAAGCGCAUUUGCCGUUGAUGGCAGUACACUGACAGGAUAUGUGGGAAGCAAUGCCAGCGAUUGUAUUAGAGAUGACGAAGCCAUUGGGACUACGCCCAGGACUGUCUCGCUCUCUUGAUAAGCCCCACGUACGUGGUACCCGUCCCGCAUCGGUGUAGACUUGCAUAUGGGGUAGACUCGCUUUCUUGACCGCGACGGUUUAUCUCGUCGAGGCUGAUCGUCAAUCUGAUAAGUCUGUUCGUUAGUCCAUUUAGCUGUGUAUAUGUAAGGAAGUCCAAUAUAGACAUGUAUACUGUGCAUAUUAGAAUUUGACCAGGGCAAUUGGACACACUUCACCCAU